AUGGAGCCAAACCUAAUAGCCGAGAUGUUGACGAAAGAACACCCAUACUUUGGGCCGCAAGCAAUGGAAACUUGGAAGCCAUGCACUCCUUACGACAAGCAGGUGGCGACCUCAAGGCUGUGGAUCGUGACAGCCUUGGAGUUAUACACUGCGCAGCUAGUCAUGGAUACCACGAGGUGUGCAAGAAUAUACUCCCAAGUUUGCCGAUGGGGUAGAACAAUGGCGGACGGAGGGGGCAGUGAUAAAAACGAUUAA
Messenger RNA from Cylicostephanus goldi, 255 nucleotides. Lineage: Eukaryota; Metazoa; Nematoda; Chromadorea; Rhabditida; Strongylidae. The record is from the annotation of a GenBank genome assembly.